UGCACGGGCAGCGUCCCGGAAGAGCCGGGUGAAGCGGGGCCACGUCUGGACAGCGUCUCUCGGCCACUCGCGCGCCUGGCCGCCAGACGCCCGGCGGGGAAUGCGCCUGGCGCCAGCUCCGCCCACCGCGCCGCGCCGCAUCUGCACCGCACAUCAGACCGCGCCCGCCACCGACAGUCGAACAUUUCUGAACUGCUCUUCUGCAGCGACUGGAGGAAUUCACCAAUCCAGCGAUCGACAGGACGGGCUCUAAAAAUAAACAUCUGUACACAUUCGUUCUGAUUUCACGCAUUCGUUGGCUGGAGGCGAGGGUGGCCGCAGCCAUGUUCCCCGUGUGGGCCACGCUGGUGGCGGGGCUAGCCGCCGCGCUGCUGCUGCUCUACCGCUUCUUCACGGCCACCGCCGGCUACUUCGAGUCCCGCGGCAUCGCCUACCUGCGGCCCACGCCCUUCUUCGGCAACAUCAAGGACCUGCUGCUCAUGAGGGUGUCGGGCGCCGAGAUGACGCUGCGCUUCUACAACCAGCUCAAGAAGCACAGGGUGGGCGGGGUGUUCCACUCGCGGAGGCCCUGCCUUUUGGUGUGCGACCCGGAGAUCGUGCGCCUGUUCUUGGCCAAGGACUUUGCGAGCUUCCACGACCGCGGCAUGGCGCCCGUGGACCUGAAGGCAAACCCCCUGAGUGGCCACUUGUUCAAUCUGGAGGGUCGGCAGUGGCGCGUGCUGCGGAAGAAGCUGACCCCGGCCUUCACGCCGGGCCGCAUGAAGGGCAUGAUGCAGCUGCUGCUGGAGUGCUCGGGCGAGCUGAGCGAGGCCAUGGCCACGGCGGCCGAGUCCGGGAGCUGCUUGGAGAUCAAGGAGGUGUUCGCCCAGUUCACGACGGACGUGAUCGGCACCUGCGCCUUCGGCCUGCAGUUCAACUCGCUGCGGCAGGAGGACGCCGAGUUCCGGCGCAUGGGGCGCAAGGUGUUCCAGGCGUCGGCGGGGGCCGUGGUGCGGCGCGUGGUCAUGGCGGGUCUCCCCGGCCUCGCGCGCAGGCUCAACCUCAAGUUCGCCGCCGACGACGUCUCGCAGUUCUUCCUCAAGGUCGUGCAGGACACGAUUUCCCACAGAGAGAAGCACGGCAUUGUCAGGAAGGACUUCUUGCAGCUGCUUAUUGAGCUGAAGAAUAAAGGCAGGCUGGAGUCGGAUGAAGGAGAAGUUCCUAGCUCCAAGAAUGGCAACAUCACGGAUAUAGACGACUUCAUAGAACUGAGCGACGCAGCGCUGGCCGCCCAGGCCUUCGUGUUCUUCCUGGCUGGCUUCGAGACGUCCUCGACCACCAUGAGCUUCUGCGUGUACGAGCUGGCGCUGAACCCGGGAGUCCAGCGGCGACUGCUGGACGAGAUAGACUCCGUGCUGCAGCGACACGGCGGGGUCAUGAGCUACGAGGCCGUCCAGGAGAUGGAGUACCUCGACAGGGUCAUCCAAGAGACGCUGAGGAAGUACCCGCCGGCCGCCAACCUGCACCGCAAGUGCACGGAGCCGUACACCAUCCCGGGCACCGGUGUGCGCCUGGAGAAGGGACUGAAGGUGCUGAUCCCCGUGUACGGCAUCCACCACGACCCGGAGUACUACCCGCGGCCCGACGAGUUCGACCCGGACCGCUUCACGGAGGCGAACAAGGCCCGGCGACCCGGCUACACGUACCUGCCGUACGGCGAGGGACCGCGCAUAUGCAUAGGAAUGAGGUUCGGCAACCUGCAGAUGAAGGCCGGACUGGCGACGAUCCUGAGGCACCACUCGUUCGCCAGCUGCGAGAGGACGAUCAUGCCCAUGGUGCUGGAGCCCCGGUCCUUCGUGACCGCAGCCAAGGGAGGCAUCUGGCUCAGGAUCGCCCCCAGGAGUCACUGACCCACAGCACGCCCGGUUCCCACCCCCGAGACAAGGCGACUGUGGCCGGCUGCACACCCCGCUCUCUGCUCUUCGCUCUGCGAAUCCAGUCGUCCUCGCCCGACGAUGAUCCGACGACCAUUCCUCUGAACAUUCUGGGACCACGCGACAUUCGCUCUCCUUAACCGAAGUUCGUACGUUUUCAGUCUGCGGCGACAGGCAGCAGCUGUGUACAUUUCUGUUGGUGGGCUGGAACGAUAUGAAGACACUACAAUCGAUUGUGCCAUGGUAAGCGAAUUGUGAAUGUUGUCUUCACAAGCUAGGAGCUCAUGUGUUCACUGAAUAGUCUCUUUUGAAUUUUAUUAACGUCUGAACAACACAUACCGAUAUUUAAAAUCUGUUGCAUGACAAAGAAGUCCAAAAUAUUAAUAGGUUUCGCUAAAACAAAACCGGUAUUUAAUUUAAAAAUAAUCAUAACUAAAUAAAAAGCAAUAUUAAAGCAUAAAUCUAAAAUAAAAAGCAUUAAAAACAUUUAAAAUGUAUAUUUUACACUCAGAAUUUGGUUGUAACACUUAAAAUAAAAUAGAUUUUUAUACAUGUAAUAUAUAUGAUCUGCAAGUAAGUAACAAUUCUCUAAUUUUUGCGCCUGAUUACAAUAAUAACGUACAUAAAUUCCGUAAUAAUUCCGGAAAUGUCUGCUCCCACUGUGACGAUCGGAAAGGAUUUUUCACUCAAAAUUCCUAAUGAACUUCGCUCAGCUCUCAAAACACCACAAUGGUCGAAUAAAACAUUAGGUCGAACCAUGAUGAAAUCGGUUAACGAAACGAGAUCACGCUUGUUAAGGUGCAACUGGCCAUUAGUGUUCGUACACUUGUGUUCCCAGACAUUGCAUUAAUUUUUUACUUUCACAAGGAAGUAUUUUGAUUAAAAUUUAAAAUUUUUUUAGAGACAUAUCUCUUUAUACUAUAAUAAAAAUAUGUGUGAAUCCACUUCGGUUAUAAUCAUAAUUAUGUUUUCUGAUAUCGAGCGUUUUGUACCUCAUCUGUUCUGUGUAAUAUAUCUGUAAAACUGCUGGCUAUAUAAAGAUAACUAUAUGGAAGAACGCUGAGAAUAAGUUGAUAAAACCACAGAAAAAGGUAAGUUAUAUAAAACGUGUUAUAUAUGAAUAAUCCUUUAUGCCGUCCACAUUUCAUAGAUAUAUGCUUACCUAUACCACAAUCUUAAUACUUUCGUUGUUGACUUCUAUGAAAAUGUAUACGAUUUACAUUCUCGAUAAUGUAAAAUGACUGUUAGUUACAGACAUACACGAAAUCAGUAAUUCAGGGUAUUUUUAUGAUAGUUUUUUGAGAAGAACCAAAUUUGAACUGCGAAGUAUAAGUAGUUGUUAUAUCUGUUGACUAAAAACUGAACCACGUGGCGCAGUGGUAAGACAUUGAAUUCGCACUCCAAAGCCAUGGGUUUAGAUCCUGGUUCGACUAUCGUGAAUCCGUUUUGACAUGGUUUCCCGAGAUGACUUCAGGAAACUGCUGGGAUGUGUCCUUCCUAUAAGUGGCCUCUUCCUCUCAAGCAUCCACGAAUUGUGCCUUGAGUGAUUUCAUCUCACCUCGUUGGAUAAGACGUUAACUUCAAAUAAAAUAAUAAAAAAAUAAUUACAAGACGUGAGCUGGUGUUUGGGUUCUCAGGGUUAAUGUGCACCAAGGCGUAAACCCCCAUGUGUCCACGGCAGAACAUGACUCAGAAGGUCCGUGGGCAGCCUUCAGAAUUGCUUAAAUUACGAGUGCCAAGUCUGUUCAGAAAUUUUUCAACGCCCAAAUACAUCUUAAAAACAAAUGGUAAAUAUUAGUUUUUUGAGCAAUUAUUUAAUUCUUAAAACCUUUACCUUCAGAUUUUAAACAUUGAGAUGCUGUUGAAGAGCUUAUGUAAUUUACGAAGUUUCAAGAUGCCGUCACAUUCUUUACCUUCACAGAAACUGCUUCGCAGUGAUUGCAAAGUUAACUAAUCGAACCCUCUAGCAGCAUUAGGUUCAGCCAAGGGGCAGAUAGAUAUGCUGGACAUUAAAAAAAAGUGUGAGCGAGUAUUUCAGUGCUUGUCAUUGAUGUGUAAACAUAUUACCUCGGUAACGAGCAAAUUCAUGUGUUCUCGUGUUGUUCAUGUUAUAAAUAAACUUAUAAUAAGGAACCCAGACACGAAAUUUAAUGUACAAUUUUUUAAAAUAAUGCCAAGCAUGAUAAAUAUACAGAACACAUACCAAAAUUUAUAGACGCGAAUCACUUACUUCCCACGCCCGCCCCUAUAAAUAGUUGCCUGAAUCUAAACGAUACUUGCCACCAUCUGCAGAUGGCAGCACGAAAAACACUGAAAUUUUUAAACUAUUACAAACCGUACGAUGGAAGCGAAAAAGACUUGAAAAACAAUAUUAACCUGAAACAUUUUAAAACACAUGUUUUAACACUAAGUAUAUGUUUAUAUAUUUAAUUUUGCGUAAAUGACUGAAAUCUUUGUAUAAAUAUAUAAGAAAAAAACCUAAUUUUAUUGAGCUGUUUCAAAUUUUUAUUUUAUAAUACUGUUAUUAAAAAGGUAAAAAAAAUGCAUUGACGAAAUUUGAACCACAUUCCUUAAGGUUAACAAGCGCGAGCACUACCACUGUGCUACCAAGCCCGUUGACAAGUUGGAAGCAGAAUAUGUUUUAAAAUCAGUGUGAUGCCAGUUUUCUUAGGUAUUUUAAACGUGGGAUAAAUUUUGAAUAUGGCUUUAUAUUUUAUCAAACAUAUUCCGGGGUAGUUUCACUAUCAUAAAGUUUCAUUUGGCACACCAAUACGUUUGGUAUGUACUCUAAAGUUUACGAAAGUGAUUAUAUACGGGUGUAUGUUGCUACUCGUGGAUAUGCCAUACUUGUGUCAUACCUAUUUACGUUCAUCGACUUCCUUGCCAUUUUCAAGAAAUUACUUCUAAAAAAUGCCGUAUUUCGAGAACUAAGAUGUUUAAAAAUCAAAUAAUUUAUUUAAACUACUUGAUUUGAAAUGAACAUUUACACAAAUAUUUGUUUUUAAAGUUUAAGUAACACUAGCAGAAAAUAAAACCAAACACAACCAUUUCAUCAGUACCUAUUAAUAACCUACAAACGUUUAAUUCUGCACAUGAAGUUACAGAUUUUUACAACUCCCAGAACUGAAGCAUGAAUCCAAAUGUAUAUUCAGCCCGAUGUGCGACUCAAUUACUCAAUCGUACAUACAAAUCCUAGCACACUUUCAGACUAGCUAGAAACUUGAAAUCUCGACAGACAGAUAUCGUCCCGCAACCGAUAGAAAAUUUCCGAAAAGUUAAUUUUUUUUUUAAAUUUUAACACCCCUGCCCACAUAAAGUUACAAAAUAUAAAAUUCUACAAAGCCAGGCCAUCGUAGUAUUGUUGUAGACAUGACAACACGAUCGGACCAAUUCUUGUCCGUUUGUAAGGCAUGUCCAUAGACUACAAUAACAUGUGUAGGUACACAAAAAAUCUUUGCUCUCUUCUGUGAGCGAUACAUUGUUUGCUGCGGAAAGGUAUUGAAAAUCAUGGCUUCCUCUACAAUUCAAGCUGUUUGUUUAGUGUGUAUGCCACCGCAGCUGGCCUUGUGGGGCACUAACCUUCGCUCAACCCCGCUAGCUGGGCAUGCAGAGAAAUAAGUCUCUGCAAAAUUGAAUGUUGCUUAAUUUUUUAAAAGAAAAUAUCUACGGUUAAAUAUGCAUCACCCGAAACCAUAAUUUUCGGACAUUAAAGGUCGAACAAGAAGAGUAAUUAGUGAAAAAUAACUAAAUUAAAUUAUUUUCAUGAUUUUUAUUUUUAAAGGGAAUGUUUUGUUAAAUGAUGUUAUACGUCAUAAGGUAAUCAGUUACGAUCAAACACUUAAAUAUAAUGUAAGUUCAAUUACACCAGCUGGUCCUUAGAGUGUUUAUAUACUUAUAUAUAAACUAUAUAUAUACAUAUAUAGUUUAAACUAUAAUGUAUUUAACCAAAUUUAUUCAUUAAGUAUCUUAAUCUUGUCCGUAUCUACUAUUUAUGUAGUUUAUCCAAUAUUAACAAAAAUUUUGUAUUCCAUUGUCAAAUUCUCUACCUCGUUAAAAUGCAUAAAAAUCAACCAGAUUUUCCAACUUGUUAUUUCAUUUAUUUAGUAAUUUUUUUAACAAUUCGCUCAUCCAGCGAUGUUGUAUCUCUAAAUUGGUUUGUGCUCCAUAACUUUACACCUCUGAAUUUGUUACUUCAAUUUAUUCACCUGUAUGCCUUCCAAUAUUUAAUUUCUGUGGAAGCCCUAUAGCAAAUGGUAAAGCGAAGGCGGCACAAU
Bacillus rossius redtenbacheri is the source of this 6187-nucleotide messenger RNA. Its product is annotated as probable cytochrome P450 6a14. Gene Ontology annotation, molecular function: monooxygenase activity; iron ion binding; oxidoreductase activity, acting on paired donors, with incorporation or reduction of molecular oxygen. The coding region runs from base 324 to 1889 and encodes 521 amino acids. The record is from RefSeq and is a predicted model, not a curated record. The transcript has 8 exons. Lineage: Eukaryota; Metazoa; Arthropoda; Insecta; Phasmatodea; Bacillidae.